CUGAGUUGUCCGAAACGGGCCCGAUCUCUAGGCAGCGCAUACUUGAGUUUUUGUUAAGUGUAAUAAGACCCGCUGCUAUGACCUAACAGAGAUCAACUUAACGAGCUUGAUUUAGUAUUUUUGGCUUCUUCUUCUAUUGACACACAUUUUUGUCAUUCUUUCUGGUUCUUGAUUUUUGCUGUACAAUUUUGAAGAUUUUUAGUAAAUUAGGGUUUUGUAGGGGUGAUAAUGGAGGAAAUUACCGAGAAGGAACCUAUACGUGUGGCAUCUGAUGAAGUAUCAACCCAAUUCAAAACCCUAAUCAACAAUGACGAUAUUGAUUCUCUGAAACAAUCACAAAAUCUCAUAUUGGGAAGGCUACAAGACAGUAAUGCAAUACUAUCACAUUUUAAUGAUUAUUCAGAGCGUUGCUUUGCUCAAGUUGCUCCUGAUUUCAAUAGGAAUACACGGCUCUUAAGCUCCAUGAAGGCUGAUCUUGAUUACAUAUUUCUCAAGCUAAGAAGUAUGAAGGGGAAAAUUGUAGCUACCUAUCCUGAUGCGUUUCCGGAUGGUUCCGCAACUAAAAUCUUAGAUGAAAGACCAGAUUUAGAAAGACCUCAGUGAUAAACCGUCUUUCUGAGAACUGCUAAAGCAAAGACAUCGUUUUCUAGCAGAUUAUGUGAAGUGAAAUGUGCAUAAGAUUCUUCUGCUUGGUUCCUAAGGAGUUUUCGUGGAUCCACCUUUGGAAAAGCAAAUUACAGCUUGGAAUAGAUUAUUGUUCUCUAGUUAUUCAUUUAAUGUCCUUAAAUUGGAUAGAAUCAUGUAAGAAUUUCUGUAAAUUAGUAACAUAAACAAAAGGAUAUAUAACGAGACAAUGUAACUCAUUUCUUGAUUGUUUGGCUUGUGGGGAAUCUUGGGAUGUAUUUUUCACUUCCUUGAAUACUUUAUAUGUAUGACAGUUUGUAGGAUGUGCUUGCAUUUUUACAUUGAAGAUGCCAAAAAUGAUGUAAUUGUAAUUUGAGUGCAGUAAAAUCGCCUUUGUUGUUUCUGGAAAGAAAGGAAUUUGAAAUGGAAAAUCAGACGAGUCUUUUUUUCUUCCA
Papaver somniferum (opium poppy) is the source of this 1079-nucleotide messenger RNA. Its product is annotated as kxDL motif-containing protein 1-like. Gene Ontology annotation, biological process: lysosome localization. The coding region runs from base 229 to 603 and encodes 124 amino acids. Gene Ontology annotation, cellular component: BORC complex. The transcript has 4 exons. NCBI's taxonomy places the organism in Eukaryota, Viridiplantae, Streptophyta, Magnoliopsida, Ranunculales, Papaveraceae. The record is from RefSeq and is a predicted model, not a curated record.